Oldenlandia corymbosa var. corymbosa is the source of this 1510-nucleotide messenger RNA. The record is from the annotation of a GenBank genome assembly. Lineage: Eukaryota; Viridiplantae; Streptophyta; Magnoliopsida; Gentianales; Rubiaceae.
GUUAGAUCCCCAAAUCCAAUCAUCGAUACCAGCAGCCCUAGCUCUUCUUCUAUCCACACAAGCAGAACAACUCCGACGGAAAAGCUUCUCUCAAUCGGUCUUCAUUCUCAGGGAGGAGGCAGUGGCUCCGGUGGUGGUGGUAUUUGCAGAUCUUAGGUGGUCAGUGUUAUUUGGUGUAGACUUGGAAUAUGAGCUCAGGAAGCAGGAGCAGGAGCAGGAGCAGGAGCCGCAGCAGGAGUCCAAUGGAUCGUAAGAUCCGUACUCAACGCUAUUCCUAUCGUGAUGCGCCUUAUAGACGGGAGACAAGGCGGGGAGGAUUCAGUCAAAAUAGUCUCUGCAAGAACUGCAAACGGCCUGGUCACUUCGCGAGGGAUUGCACGAAUGUUGCCAUAUGUCACAACUGUGGUCUUCCUGGGCACAUUGCCUCAGAAUGUACCACAAAAGCUCUCUGUUGGAACUGCCGAGAACCUGGCCAUAUGGCUGGAAACUGUCCAAAUGAGGGGAUCUGCCACACCUGUGGAAAGGCUGGUCACCGUGCUAGAGACUGCUCCGCACCCCCUUUGCCGCCUGGUGACCUGAGGCUCUGCAACAACUGCUUCAAGCAGGGGCAUAUGGCUGCUGAUUGUACAAACGACAAGGCGUGCAAGAAUUGUAGGAAGACAGGCCACCUUGCGCGUGAUUGUCAAAACGAACCGGUUUGCAAUUCAUGUAACAUAUCCGGGCAUGUAGCUAGAGAUUGUCCGAAAUCUAAUGUUCUUGAUGAAAGGGGUGGUGGUCCCCGCUUUGGUCUUGGUGGUGGUCCCAGUGGUGGUGGAUACCGGGACAUUGUAUGCCGAAACUGUCAGCAAGUAGGGCAUAUGAGUAGAGAUUGCAUGGCGUUGAUGAUCUGUCACAACUGCGGUGGGAGAGGACACCUUGCAUAUGAAUGCCCUUCUGGAAGGUUGAUUGACCGCUUCCCUCGAAGAUAUUGAUGAAUGUUACUGUUAUCGGUGUACCACCGCAUGAUGUCACCACAAUAGAUUUGGACCGGAAUUGUCGUCUAGUUUUGAGAAUAAUCUAUGUUCCAAAAAAGCUUAUUGUAUUUGCUUUUGGUUUUGUGUUUGGACUAUACAAUCAUGCUUGUGUUUGUUUGAAUAUGAUUGCAGUGAUGAUGUACUUUUGUGCUCUGCAUGGUUAUCAAACCUGCCAGUUGAUGAAUUAAUUAUGCCAUGAUUGCUAGAAUGUGUUCCCUAUUUAAAAUGUUGAUUUUUGUUUCUGGAGGGCCGAACUUUUAGACAGUUUGUAGAGAUUGCCAAGGUUGCUGUUCAUUGGUAGUUAUGUUAAUCGUUCAUUGUAAUUGAAUCUCUGAAACUGAGGCACAUGUUUUGGUAGUGAAUGCACGUAACCUCCCCGGGGUUUUUUUUUUUUUGGUCUGUUGUUUUGGACAUCACUCUGGAAAAUGUCUUGAGUUCUUAGCGCCAGAGUCAUCAACCCAAUGGAUAAAGGAGAUUCAGAAUUGACUGAAUCACAG